GUUGAAGUGAGUAAGUGAGUGGUCGAUGCGUUUGGAAACUGAAGGAUAAAUAUACAUUUGAUCAAAAAAAGAGAGAGAAAGCGAAAACGAAGGUAUUUAUUUGUAAAUUUGUCAAAUUAAAAUUUAUUUUGAGAGUUGAGAAGCUAGGCGGUUAACAACAUCUAAGCCUCGCGCGCUUAGCCGGUGGCGUUUAAAUCUGAAAUUUAACGUAUUUAACGUCCAGUUUAGCUCGCUUAUCGCCGCGUUCGCGUUUCCUCCACACGAUAUUUUCCUGAAAAUAGUCUGUUUUUGCUAUAUUUAAGUCAGAAGGCGCGUUGAAGAGAAGAAUAAAAGGUGUGUAAAGGUGCAGAAAUGACGGGGAAGGCGGUGAAGGAUGUUGACCGUUAUCAGACGCUGCUCUCAUCACUGCUCGCGCGGGAGGAAAACAAGUUCUGCGCGGACUGUCGAGCUAAAGGUCCCAGAUGGGCAUCUUGGAAUCUAGGUAUCUUCAUCUGUAUCCGCUGUGCAGGAAUCCAUCGAAAUCUUGGCGUUCACAUAUCCCGGGUCAAAUCUGUUAACCUGGAUCAGUGGACGCAGGAGCAAAUCCUGUGUAUGCAGGAGAUGGGGAAUGCCAAAGCUCAGCGUCUCUACGAGGCCUUUUUACCCGAGUGCUUCCAGCGUCCAGAGACGGACCAAUCAGCAGAAAUCUUAAUCCGGGACAAGUAUGAGAAAAAGAAAUAUAUGGACAAGUGUAUUGACAUCCAAGCGUUUCGAAAAGAGAAAGGUGAGACAGUAACAAAAGAGCCACCUGUUGUUUUCGAGAAGAUGAAGCUGAAGAAGGAAGAGCCUCAGCAAUACAAGAGUAGUCCAAAGAAGCAAUCUCAGUCAGUAAAUGAUCUUUUAGGAUUAGAUGCUCCUGUCGCGUCGGCUCCUGUAGCCAAUGGCAGUGCCAGUCCUGAGCAAGGUCAAGCACUGGAUCUGUUCAGUUCCCUGCCGACAGCCACCUCACAUUCAGCCAGAAGCACACCUGUCUUCAGCUCUGUGCCUAGCUCUAUGCCUAAAGGCCGCGUUGCAGCAUCAGUGCCGGAAAACCUGAGCCUUUUCCUGGACCCACCUGCCAAAAACGAGGAAAGCAGCAAGAAGAUGUCCAAAGACUCCAUCCUGUCACUGUACAGCAGUGUAACACCUCAGACCAACAUGGCUGCUAAUGCUGGUAUGUACAUGGGGGCACCUCAAAUGGGAUACGCCCCUGCACCUAGCUACGGGCACUAUCAAGCUUUGGCCGCACAGCAAGGUAUGAUGGGAGCCAUGAUGGCUCCUCAGGUCAACAUGCUGGGACAGCCAGGUGUGAUGGCAACAGCACGAGUGGCUACUCCUUCUCCUUACAUGGCUGGUGUGCAGGGUGGCAUGAUGGGAGUGCAGGGGGGCAUGAUGGGAGGCGUCGGGGCACUGCCGCAGCAGCAGGCAUACACAAUGCAGCAGAGUCAGCAGUUACAGUGGAACAUCACCCAGAUGACUCCCCACAUGGUGGGUAUGAACUAUUACGGGCAGAACCACGUGGCGGGAUACGGACAGCCCAUGGGCGGAGCCUCAGCGCCCAGCACUAAUCAGACGCUUGGCUCUCAUGUAUGGAAAUGAAAGCUUGUUAAGUGAAAAUAGGUUUGGGAGCAUCGCAAUAAACUGUAAGGGACUCUCGGGAGGCUUUUACGUACUCUUCAUCAAACAUUCCUUCAGCAGUGAAGAGGAAAUGUUGUUUCAGAGGAUCGACCUCAAGAGGAAGAGUUUCUACCUCCUGUGUUUUUCAUAGCCAUUAUUUAAUCCUGGGAUCCGAAACGGUGCGCUCCAGGAGUCCAGCAUCUCUCUCUCUCUCUCUCUCUCUCUCUCUCUCUCUCCUCUCUUUCACAGCAGCUACAGCCCAAACACAGCAGCUCUCCCGAGCUACACCGUAAACACCCCCUCAGCGUCCUUUACUUCCUCAAACGUCUAGUAGUUACGACGUUUUUGUUUGCAUGUAGGUUUCCAGCUGGUCUCGCGUGUUCUUUUUAUCAUCAGCGUCGUCGUCUUUACGCUUUUCCUAAAUUGUACGCACCUAAUAAACCUGCAUGCACUGAUCGCGUAAAAUGACAAAGACGUAUUUGUAAAACACGUACCUUAAAUAAUGUGAUGAUGCUGUUUUGGUCCAAGUGUUCCUGUGGGUUUUUUUUUUUUUUUUUUUUUUUUUUAAAACCCUUUUUCUUCCCCAGCUGAAGAUGAUGUUGAAGCCUGUAUUAGACAGCUGGAUUGUAUUUUCCUUUUUUUUUUUUUUUUUUGCGUGUGUACUGUAUGUGUGUGAGAUUUUAGGAUACUGUGAUGGAGGUGUAGUCCAGCUACUCUCCUUCUGUUCACUCAGGAGGGAAAUGUAAGAGAUGGGUUCUUUUUUUUUUUUUUUAAUCAAAACUAAGAGAAAUCAUAGCCAAAGAAUGCAGAAAUAUUCAUUUAGAUAUACGUUUGUCAAGGAUUUCAAUGCAUAUGAGAACAGUGUUCUGGUGACAAGCUGUUGAUUUAGUCUUGAUUUAAUCUGUAAAUGUACAUCAGACCUGCGUACAUACGUGAUGAAGUCAAGCACCCAGCCACAUUUGAUUGUAUCGUAUUGUAUAAACAGAGCACUUUUUUUCCUUGACUGUACAUAGGGUGCUCUCCAGCUAAUGAGGGUCAGAUUUAACGUGCAGGGUUUUUAAUCGUUUAAACCGUACCUCGCGGCUUCAGUCUGUACAGAGACCAAAUGAAUGUUUUUCACUCACAUCCUGUGCUUCAGAUGCCGGUUGUUUUCUUAUUUUUAUUUAAUUUUUUUUAGGUCACAUAGAUAAAGGCUAUAUUUCCACAGCCUUACCUUAUGUCGCUCUGAAGCUCAGAUAUUAACCUUGGGCUCAUUAGCACUCUUACACAACAACUCGUUUAAGGAGACUUCAUCUGUAGAUGUACAUUUGUGACAUGCUGUUUACAUACAAGUUAAUACCAGUCUUGCAGGAACAUGCAUAAAUGUAGUGAGGGAUUUUUUUUUUAUCAGGUUUGGCAAUAUUAAGCUUCCACUGUGGUACACAUAGCAAAAACUUUCAGACUUUAUUGUAAGAGAAUUUCUCACUUUUAUGCAGUCUCAGUUGUGUUUGAGAAUGCCUGUCUCUGUGGCUGAUGCUGUGUCAUAGUGAAUGCUUUCCUAAACUCUUUAUUCAUCUACCAGUACCAGCCAAAAGUUUGGACACACCUUUUAAUUCAGUGUUUCUUGUUUAGUGCUAGAACAAUGCUUGAGAUUUCCAAACCAUGCACUACAAGGGUGAGUCAGAAAUUAUCCACGUUUUGGAUAACAGAAGGUUUUAUAUAGACAGAGUGCAAAUAAUUUUUGAGUCGCUCUUGUAAUACCUAUGGUAUUGGGUAAUUACGUAACAAGAAGUUAGUUGUUAUUUUGUAAGACAUGAAGGUCAGCUGUUCUGGAACAGUAUUGUGUCAAGUGCAUUUGCAAAACUCAUCAAGCACCAUGAUGAAACUGGUUCUCAUAAAGACCUUCCCAGGAAAGCAAGACCAAGACUUACUUUGCUGAAGAGGAGACGUUCAUUUAGAGUCACCAGUUACCUCAGAAAUCACCAAUUAACAAACAUUACCUCAGAUUAGAUCCCUUAUGAAGGAUUUACAUAGCAUAAGUGUCAUCUGUUAUCAACUGUUCAAAAGUGAUUAUUGCAUAUUUUGGACAGCUUCAGCCUUGUUUUCAGUGUAGAAAGAAGUGGGUGGAACAACUAUGGGAUUAGAAAAGUGUGUUCAAACUUAUGACUGGUUCCGUAUACCCAUUACAAGCUAUAAUUUUUUCUAAACGUCUUCAUUGUUUUAGGACAUAAUUAAAAUAAAAAAUUCUACCUGGCAUGAUUUAAUCUGUACAAGUUUUUGGUUUCCCGAACUGAUCUGAUUUGGUCCGUUUUCAUAUUGUUACCUGCAAUGCUAUUUAAAAACAAUCCAAUACUAAUGCAUCUCCCUUUUAAAAUAAAAUAAAUAAAUAAAUAAUAGUAGUCCAUAUGCUCUAUUGAAAGGACCUCUCGGAGGCAUAACGAAGACGCUGUGGCAUUCAACAAAUUAGUACACACGUGUAAAAUUUUUCAGUUUCAUGUGUGAUUCCAUGAGCAGAUUAUUAAUGCUACAAAACCUUUUUUUCUGAACUGCAUGGCAUGUUCAUUGGCUUUACCUUAAGUCGUGACUGAAUCCUAAAACUGUUUAGGAAAUUGUCCCAUGUACUUGUUUAUCACAGGAAAGUUAACAAAUCUUUUCUGUAUGGAAUCCAUAAAGCAAUACUGGAUUAGCAAGAAAAGAUAGAGUACAAUGAUGUAAUCGAAAUCUAGCACUUAUAAGUAGGAUUGCAGUUGUAUAGCGCAUUGUUGUAUAGAGUUAGAUUGAAUAUCAUCGACACGCACAAGCCCACAACACGCAACAAACUGCUUUUUUCAUUUAUCUGAUAUGUAUAUAUAAUAAAAAUGUUUUUGUUUAUGGCAAAAUAAUAGGGGUUUUUACCAUUUUGAAAUAUUUUUGUUAAAGUUUUGAGAGCAGCGCAUGUGACCCUAAUGGCAGUUCAGGUAUGCAGCUUUUCAUCUUUGGUGUUCUGGUGCUAAUGUUUAUUUGACUUGUGUGACUGUAAGGACAGAUCAUAUCAUCAUCUUGGUACCAGAGCGAAGCUAAGGCGCUGCUGCGGUUCUUAAAAUGUAAUCAUGGAGGUUGAGCGUUACGAAACAUGUACAUGUGUGUUUAACUGAAUGUUUAAUGCUUAAUUAUGUCUGCUUCCUUUUGAUAUAUCUUCCUUUUGAUAUUUUAAGUUUUCAAAAUGUGUAUAUUACAAAGGCUGGAUUGAAUAAUAACAUAAUAAAGAAAUGUAUUUUAUCCUCA
This is a messenger RNA of Clarias gariepinus (North African catfish), 4878 nucleotides long. RefSeq names its product small ArfGAP2 (gene smap2). The coding region runs from base 352 to 1617 and encodes 421 amino acids. The transcript is spliced from 10 exons. Gene Ontology annotation, biological process: regulation of clathrin-dependent endocytosis. Gene Ontology annotation, molecular function: GTPase activator activity. Lineage: Eukaryota; Metazoa; Chordata; Actinopteri; Siluriformes; Clariidae. The record is from RefSeq and is a predicted model, not a curated record.